Molecule: messenger RNA, 1569 nt
Organism: Myotis myotis
Lineage: Eukaryota; Metazoa; Chordata; Mammalia; Chiroptera; Vespertilionidae
Gene: SYCP3
Product: synaptonemal complex protein 3
Exons: 8
Coding region: 546-1277 (243 amino acids)
Biological process (GO): meiotic cell cycle; spermatid development
Cellular component (GO): synaptonemal complex
Source: RefSeq, a predicted model, not a curated record
AAAGGGGCUGAGCUGGGUCUGACGGGCUCGCUCAUGAUCAUCCUGUCAACCACGUUUUCACUUUGGGGCUGAAAUGCAAAAGCUGGGUUUGCCCACGUUUAGCCAGACUCUGGCAGAGGCCGGGCUAAAAGCCUGACCCCCGCUCUUCCCGGGUGAACUCUCCAUAGCAGCACCCCUGGGAGCAGGGUUGAUGCUCUCAUUUUUGUUUGUUAAUUCUCAUUAGAGGAUACUUUUCCAUUGAUUUUUAUUUUUAUUUAUUCAUUUAUAUAUUUAUUUAUUUAGAGAGUGGAAGGAAGGGGAGAGACAGAGAACCAUGAUGUGAGAGGGACACAUGGAUUGGUUGCCUCCUCUGGGGCAGAGAUCAGUUACUCUCGUUGUUAUAACUUUCCGUCCAUCAGAAUAAAGGAGACUCCUAAAUGUUACGCAACUAAGAUAAUCUUUAUUUGAUAUUUCUAAGUUUGAAAUUUACCAGUUUAUUUAAAUGUUAUCUUUGGAUUCAGAAGGUUUGAGAUGUUUAUUUUUUAAAAGUACAAAAGCAUCUAAGUAUGGUGCCCCCUGGAAGCAAACAAACCAAGAAAUCAGGGACGACAUCAGUGAAGGGUAGGAAGACAUCCAUGGAGGAUCGGGCUGUAAUUGCCUAUGACUUUGAGAAAGAAGAUAAACGAGAUCUGAGUGGCUCAGAGGAGGAUGCUACUGACGCAAAGACUCCAGCAAUUGAUAAGCUUGGGAAGAAAAGGACUUCUGCAGUAACAGUUGAAGAUAUGGGAGGUGAAGUACAGAAUAUACUGGAAAGAUUUGGAGCUAACAUUAGCAACGCUCUUAAUACAAAGAAAAAAAGACUAGCACUGUAUACCAAGAUUUCUCUCAAAACCAGUAACCAGAAAAUUGAACAUAUUUGGAAAACCCAACAAGAACAAAGGCAGAAGCUUAGCCAAGAAUAUUCUCAGCAGUUUCUGACUUUGUUUCAGCAGUGGGAGACAGAUAUACAGAAUUCUAAGAAACAAGAAGAAAAACUAGCUAAUUUAUUUCAACAGCAACAACAGAUUUUUCAACAAUCUAGACUUGGUCAGAGCCAGAGACUGAAAACAAUUAAACAGUUAUAUGAACAAUUCAUAAAGAGUAUGGAGGACUUGGAGAAGAACAGUGAUACUCUAGUUACUGAUGCACAAAAUGAACUUAAAAAUGAAAUGGCUAUGUUUCAAAAACAAAUUAUGAUGGAUACUCAGCAGCAGGAGAUGGCAAUUGUUCGAAAGUCUCUUCAAUCCAUGUUAUUCUGAUGACUCUUUGAAGGGAGAACUUGAACCUAAGUAAUAUGAUACAAUGAUAACAUUAGCUAAGAGGCAUAUACAUUUUUAGAGUGGUUUAAAAAUUGUAUUUUCAAAUAUUACAUUGUGUUACUCAUUAGCUUAAGUGCAAGCCUCUUCUUUGUUAACCUCCAAAUAAAAUCUAAACAGUUAUGUGAGUAGCAGCAAUUCCUAAAUUGUAUGUAUAAGCUUUCUGCCUUUUAAUAGUAAUAGUGAAUUUUUCUGACAUUUGUCAAUUAACUUAAUAAAGAUGAUCUAAUUUCAA